UGGGUCACGUGCCGGGGGGGGCAGUGCGCGCGCUGGGGCCCGGCGGGGGCGGCGCGAGGACGGGCCGGGGCCCGCACUGACCCGCUCGCCGCCGCCCCGCACGCACCGCCCGCCUGCCUCGGGCCGCCGCCCCUCAUGGCCCGUCCCCGCCCGCCGCCGCCGCUGCUGCUCCUGCUGCUGCUCGGAUUCUUAGAGACAGCAUCUUCAAUCUUUGAGGUGAAAAACAGCACGGGGACAACAUGUAUCCUGGCUAACUUCUCAGCAGACUUCUCGGUGAACUACAGCACCAAAAAUGGCUCCAAGAGCGAGGCUUCUUUCAAACUUCCAUCGAGCGCAGAAGUAUUAAACAGCAGCUCCUGCGGGCAAGAGAAUGGUUCCAAUGCCGUUCUAGUGAUCGGCUUUGAAGAAGGGCACUCAUUAACCCUGAAUUUCACAAAGAAUGAAGAGGAGUACAGAGUCCAACAAAUGAGUUUGGCGCUCAACCUGUCCGACACAAAUAUUUUCCACGACGCCCAGUCCAACGGAACGAGGCAGGAGGAGUCAGGCACCGACAUUGAAGCAGGCCUGCACAGAAAGUAUCGGUGCGUGAGCCAGAACCAGGUAAAGAUGGGGAAUGCGACGGUCACCUUCAGCGACGUCACCCUCCAGGCCUAUCUUUCGAACAACAGUUUCAGCAAGGAAGAAACACGUUGUCGUCAGGACAGGCCCUCGCCGACGACCAAGCCGACGACGAGCCCUGCUCCUACUCCACCUCCAAGGCCAGAAACCCCCUCCGUUCACACCUAUAACAUUACUGACGCCAAUGGGACCACUUGCCUGCUUGUCAGCAUGGGCUUGCAGCCUAACGUCACCUAUGAAAAGAAAGACUCGAAGAUGGCUGUCGACGUGUUCAACAUCAACCCCAAUAAAACCUUGGUGAAAGGGAACUGUACAUCUCCCGCAGUCACCCUGGAGCUGCAGUCGGAAAACACCACAUCUCUGACUUUCCAGUUUGGCAUGAAUGAAACUACUACCAAAUUUUUCCUGGAAGGGAUCCAUCUUAGAACGGCUUUGCCUCCUGAUGCUAAAGAAAUGUGGUUUGAUGCUGCAAACACAUCCCUGAAGGCACUGCAAGCCACAGUUGGAAACUCCUACAGGUGCAACACCGAGGAAAGCGUUCGAGUGACGAAGGACUGUUCGGUCAACAUAUUCACCGUUCAGGCCCAGGCUUUCAGGGUUGAAGGCGGCAAAUUCGGACCCGUGGAAGAAUGCCAGUUGGAUGAGAACAACAUGCUGAUCCCCAUAGCCGUCGGGGCGGCCCUGGCCGGCCUCGUGCUCAUCGUCCUCAUCGCCUAUCUCAUCGGCCGAAAGCGGAGUCACGCCGGCUACCAGACCAUCUGAGGAGGCCGCCGCCCAGGCCCCCGCCGCAAGUCUACCCAGAGGCCUGCCUGGCUCCCUCUUCUCCGAGCUCAAGUUGACAACGAAUGGGAGGUUCGCUCUCUAUCUCACCACCUUCUUCAAGCCUACUUCUUCUACCCAGUGUGAAAUCCAUCUCGACCCAUUUCCUAUACCCGGAGGAGGGACUUCCGAAAACUACAUUAACUGUGCUAACUGGUUAAUCUUUUACCAAAAUAGAAAUCUCGAGGGUAAGAGCGCUUUCCUAAAAUCGGCACUGACUCCAUUCUGCUUUCACUUUUUUUUUUUUCUUAAGACGGGCGUUAACUUUCUCCAUUCUUCACUUCUCAGAUUUAGGCCGCACAAAGGGGGCGAAUAAAAAAUAAUCCUUCCUCCUUAAUCUAACACUCAACUACUUCCGUUCCUGGGAGUUUUGUGUUCAAGUAACAAGUGACGCGCGUCCUAAACCCAACAAGGACCGCUCCGAAAGGUUGGCGCCGUGACACUUUAGUAAGCUUUAAGCACCAGAAACCGCCUGGCCUGAGCAAUGCAAUAGUCAAAUCUUAUCAGAACUCGUGUAACUGGGCAAACCCCUUCCCUGGCAAUUUAAAUGCUCUGCCAAUUUAAGAGCUGGCACUUUUUAAAAUCUAUCUAAAAAUGGGUGUUAUUUUUAUUUACUUUUUUUGUAAAGUGAAUUCAGUCUUCUGGUUGAAAUUCAGGGUGAUCCUAUUUUCUGCACAUGUGUACAAUGUAGAUCUCACACUGCUGAUUUAUCUGCUUUAAGCUUGGAUGGGGUUGUACACUUUAAGGAUCAGUUUGUAUGUACGCAUUGCCUGUAACAAUGCUAAUAAAGAUUUUUUUUCUUUGUUAA
Molecule: messenger RNA, 2245 nt
Organism: Ornithorhynchus anatinus (platypus)
Lineage: Eukaryota; Metazoa; Chordata; Mammalia; Monotremata; Ornithorhynchidae
Gene: LAMP1
Product: lysosomal associated membrane protein 1
Exons: 9
Coding region: 136-1380 (414 amino acids)
Cellular component (GO): membrane
Source: RefSeq, a predicted model, not a curated record